Hemibagrus wyckioides is the source of this 6323-nucleotide messenger RNA. It is a transcript of the gene atp13a2, whose product is annotated as ATPase cation transporting 13A2. Gene Ontology annotation, molecular function: P-type ion transporter activity; ATP hydrolysis activity; ATP binding. NCBI's taxonomy places the organism in Eukaryota, Metazoa, Chordata, Actinopteri, Siluriformes, Bagridae. The record is from RefSeq and is a predicted model, not a curated record. Gene Ontology annotation, biological process: regulation of autophagosome size; autophagosome-lysosome fusion; intracellular calcium ion homeostasis. The transcript has 26 exons. The coding region runs from base 1610 to 4681 and encodes 1023 amino acids. Gene Ontology annotation, cellular component: membrane.
AAAGUGGGUGCUGAAUGAAUAGAUGUACAUGUAAAACCAUAUAAUGAAGUCUAAAGCAGUAACUACAGGAUUUUGGAUGUUACAUUAUUAAGAAAAAUAUGACUGUAGCUUGAGCCUCAAAAACCCUGGUCUGCUGAAAGAAAUCACUAAAUAGGCUAAACAUUGGCUAAUGAUUAAAGUGCCAUGAGGAACACUAAAGCAGCCCGUACCUCAAAAACACUCUGAGAAUGCUCUUCUGUGCUUGCAUACAGGAAAUUCUGUGAGUAAGCUUUUUCCAGUUUGCAGAACCAUUACAGAAUAAUCACAUUUUUAACAGUGCAAAUGAUCAAAGAGGUUCAAACAUGAAAUGUCCUUGUGUGACCUGACCAAAUUUAGGCCACUGAAAACAAGUCCAAACCAUACAUUUUUAAUGAAGCAUCUAAUUUUCCAAAAUAGUAAUGUCAUCAAGGUCAUAAAAUGGUCUCAGAUGACAUCUUUAAGAAACAGUACAGUCAUGCACAACCACAUUCAUCCAUUCAUCUUCUAUACCCGCUUUAUUCCUAAUUAGGGUCGUGGGGGUCUGCUGGAGCCUAUCCCAGCACACACUGGGCGAAAGGCAGGGGUACAACCUAGACGCGUCGCCAGUCCAUAGCAGGGCCACAUAUAGACAGACAACCACACACACUCACACUCACUCCUAUGGGCAAUUUAGAAUUACCAAACAGCCUAAUGUACAUGUUUAGGGACUGUGGAGGAAACCGGAGUAAACCCGUGCAGGCAACAUGAAAACUCCAAGAUUCAAGAAGCUUUAUUGUCAUUUCAACCACAUAUAGUUGACGCAGUACAUAGUGAAAUGAAACAACUUUUCUCCAGGACCCUGGUGCUACAUAGACAUACAACAUAAAGAUCAAAAAACAACACAGAGCUAGGACCAAGGUUUUUGUCCUAGCCACAUAAAGUGCAAAGUGUGCAACUAGGUGCAAACAGUGCAAAGACAAUACAGUACAAAAAGAAAAAGACAACACAAGAACAAGACACUUAGUGCCGAAAGUAAAAAGAACGUGUGUAGUGAAAUGUAAAGAAAUGAAAUGGAAUAAAAAUGAAAUGAUGUACAGAGUAGCAGCGGUUGAGGAAGUGAAAUAGAAAUAGGCAUAGACAUAAAUAUAAACAUAGCAGCAUAAUGAAAUAAUUACAGGGUUUGAGGUAGUGCAAUAAAUAGUGAACAAUAUAAGUUGUGUGUCCACACAGGUGAAAGAGUGUGUGUGUAUGUGUGUGAGAGAGACAGAGAGUUUUGUACAGUUCAGUUCUCUUUAGUCUUGUACAGUUCUGAGUGUAUGUGUGUGUGUGUGUGUGUGUGUGAGUGAGAGAGAGAGAGAGAGUUUUUUUUGUGCAAUUCAGUCCUGGGUGUUGAGGAGCCUGAUGGCUUGAAGAAAGAAACUGCUACACAGUCUGGUUGUGAGGGCCCGAAUGCUCCACACAUAAAGGAGCCUGUUCGAACCUGGGAUUCGAACCCAGGACCUUCUUGCUUUUAGGGCUUGCAGGAGGAGAGCUGGAUGAGAAUGAGUGCAGAGACAAUAUCCAACUACACAAAGAGGAGAAAACCCUACUGCGAUACUAUGUUUUUGAGGGCAUGCGAUAUGUGUGGUUGCCCAAAAAGGGUGCUUUCUGCAGAGUUAGUAUUCUUAAUGAGGGUUGGACUUGUGCUGAUCUGCAUCACCGACAGCAAGGACUAAGUCAAAUGGACCAAAUUUCAAGGAGACAGAUUUUUGGGGACAAUAUCAUUGAUGUACCUGUGAAAUCUUAUUUGCAGUUGCUGUUUGAAGAGGUCCUCAACCCCUUCUACAUAUUUCAAGUGUUCAGCAUCGUCCUGUGGAUGUUGGAUAAAUACUACUAUUAUGCUGUUUGCAUCUUUGUAAUAUCUUUCAUAUCCAUCGCCGUGUCCUUGUAUGAGAUCCGGAAGCAAAGCACCACUCUGCGCAGCAUGGCCCAGCUCAUUGUGAACGUCACUGUACGCAGAGCCACUGGAGAGGAGCAGUGUGUGAGUUCGGUUGAGCUGGUACCAGGAGACUGUGUGGUGAUUCCUGCUGAAGGUCUGCACCUACCAUGUGACGCUGCCCUGCUGGCCGGGGAGUGUAUGGUGAAUGAGAGCAUGCUGACUGGUGAGAGCGUACCUGUGAUGAAGACCCCAUUGCCAGUUUCAGAUGUGACGUACAGCCCCGAAUCUCAGCGUAGACACACACUGUUCUGUGGUACACACAUCAUCCAAGCCAAAGGGGGCUGUCCAAGUGGGAAGGGGGCCAUAGCUGUAGUUACACAGACAGGCUUUUUCACUGCUAAAGGUGACCUCAUCAGCUCUAUUCUCUACCCACAGCCAGUUAACUUCCGAUUUUAUGCAGAUGCCAUGAAGUUUCUCCUUUUCUUAGGAGUCGUGGCACUGAUUGGCACAAUAUACAGUAUAGUGAUACUAUGGAGGAGCAAUACGACAUGGGCACAGCUUGUGAUCCGUUCUCUGGACAUUGUAACCAUUGUGGUACCUCCAGCCCUCCCUGCUGCUCUAACAACAGGCACAAUCUAUGCCCAGCAGCGCCUUAAGAAAAACGGUGUGUUCUGCAUAAGUCCACCUCGCAUCAAUGUCUGUGGAAAGAUUUCUCUCUUCUGCUUUGACAAGACAGGUACUCUGACUGAGGAGGGUCUGGAUGUGUGGGGGGUGAAGGAGGCUAGUAGAAAUGGUGCAGGGUUUCAUGAGCUCGUAGCUGACCCCUAUCUUCUCUCGCCGGGACCCAUGCUGUGGGCCUUGGCCUCCUGCCACUCAGUAGCUUUACUUGGAGAUCAACCUAUUGGAGACCCACUGGAACUCAAAAUGAUUGAGUCUACAGGCUGGAAACUGGAGGAGCCGACUAACGAAACGGCCACAAAUGUUGAGUUUGGAGGUCAUCGGAUCCUCGCGAUGAUGAGGCCACCUACUUUAGGUCCUGAGGGCAUACCUGCUAGUCAGCCGGUGGCAAUAGUGCGGCGUUUCCCUUUUUCUUCCUCUCUACAGAGGAUGAGUGUGGUGACUGUGGGCUCGGGGGGAGGCUCAGCUUACAGCUUUCUCAAAGGGGCACCUGAGAUGGUGGCCAGUCACUGUGUGAAUGAAAGUGUACCUUCUCAGUUUACCAACACACUCCGGGAGUUUGCCAGUGAGGGCUUCAGGGUCCUAGCGCUCGCCUACAAGGAGCUUGAUGCCCAGACAGACCUGAGCAGUAUUGAAAGGGUAGAAGUGGAGGCAGAUUUGCAGUUCCUGGGGCUGUUAGUAAUGAAGAACCAGGUGAAGCCUGAAAGUGCAGGAGUCAUCAACAUCUUGAGACAAGCACUAAUCCGCCCCGUCAUGGUCACUGGAGAUAACAUUCUUACAGCCCUGAAUGUAGCCCGCACAUGUGGAAUGACGUCCUCGCAUGAACAGAUUAUUUUUGUUCAUGCGUCGCCCCCUACUGCCAACUCAAGGGCAUUGUUACGAUUUCAUCAAGGUGAUGGUGCACCUGCUGUCGUCAGCACUCAAGAGACCAUGGAUAUUCUGGAGCAGGGCCUGUACCAGAACAGUAUUAAGUAUCAUCUGGCUAUAAAUGGAAAGUCCUUUGCAGCUCUGUGCGAUUAUUUUCCAGAGCAACUACCUAAGGUCCUGAUGAAAGGAACAGUGUAUGCUCGGAUGUCUCCGGACCAGAAGACUCAGCUGGUUAAAGCUCUGCAGAAACUGCAUUACAGAGUGGGCAUGUGUGGGGACGGAGCUAAUGACUGUGGAGCGCUGAGGGCUGCUGAUGUUGGAGUCUCUCUGUCUGAGGCUGAGGCUUCUGUUGCCUCUCCCUUUACCUCCAAAUCUGACAACAUCAGCUGCGUGCCAUUGCUGAUCAGAGAGGGAAGAUGCUCGCUGGUGACGUCAUUCAGCCUUUUCAAAUAUAUGGCAUUGUACAGUCUGAUCCAGUUUGCCUCUGUACUCAUCCUCUACACCGUGAAAACAAACUUGGGCGAUCUGCAGUUCCUCUUCUUUGACUUGGCCGUGGUGACUGUGCUCGCUAUAGUGAUGGGUCGAGGUGGCCCUAGUGAUAAGCUUCAACCCCAGCGCCCCCCCGCCAGCCUCCUAGCUCUGCCUGUUCUUUUAGCUUUACUCCUCCACACAGUAAUGCUCAUCCUGGGUCAGGUGGCUGCUCUGCUCAUCACUAAAUCACAGGAAUGGUACAUUCCGUUAAAUUCCACUGUGGCUGGAGCAGAAAAUUUGCCAAACAUGGAGGAUGCAAGUGUGUUUGCUCUCUCGGGGUUCCAGUACAUCAUCAUGUGUAUUGUUGUGACGAAAGGCUACCCUUACAAGAAACCGCUUUACAAAAAUGUUGUUUUUCUAUUCGUGCUGCUGAUCCUAUUUGCAGCGAUGAUUUCGCUGGUUCUGGUCCCCAAUACCUUUUUUCACAAUUUACUGCAGUUGUAUAACAUUAAUGACAUGAACUACAACCUGUUGCUGGUGGCACUCGCUGCACUCAACUUCUUCAUAUGCUACUUGCUGGAGGUUUUUACUGACGCAUUUGUGCCAAACUGCCUCCGUACCCUUCGUGGAAAGCGGGAGUCGAAAAAGCAGUACAAGCGUUUGGAUGCCCAGCUAGCAAAAACUCCAUCAUGGCCACCGCUGGAUCAGCCACUUUACCCAUCACAGUGUUCUGUCAUCGGAGUUAGCUAGCAUAAGCCUCCUGGAGCAAUAAUAAUUAACUAAUUCAUUGUUAUUUUCCAAGUGCCACUAAUCGACUACUACCUCCUAAUGCAUAGAUAGAUAGAUAGUGAAGUCAUAACAUAAUACUUGAUAAAAUUCUCCUAAGGUUUUGGGCAGGUGUCAGUAAAACAUCUGCUCAGAGAAGGAAUGCUGGGAGAGAAAAUGCAAAUGCCAUGAACCACAAAAUCCAAACAGGAUUCACCAAGGCUUCAGCUAACUGCCAAAAUCAUUAGGUGUAUCCCAAGUUGCAUACUUUUGCACUAUUCUACACCAUUUUCAAGCAUAGAUUGGUGUUCUGGUGUCGUGACAAAGUGCAAUUCAAAUACCGGGAUGAAAAAAUAACGUGUGGAGAUGUUUAAGUUUAAGAAUUUAUUCUCUUGCCACUAGAAUUGUUGUAUUGUAAAGUACUGUUGAUUCUCAAGUGUUGCUUAGAAGGAACUGCUGGUAUGUUAAUUAGUGAAGAGCAGUUUCAGUCUCCCUCAAGUUGUGAAUUGUCUUCAGGGCUUACUAAGAUGUACCGGAUCUGUUAUCUGUGACGGACACUAUUGUCAAAGCUUAUUCUGCAACAAUGUAGAAGCACACAUUUAGGCAGAAAGUGUUAGUAGUGUUUAUCUCUUCUUGUUCACUUAAGCGUUACCAGUUUCCUAUCACCUUACUUAAAAUCAUUAGCCUCACUCCUGAUGAGGAUGCAGUCAUGUGCCUCAAACCUUGUCACCUGUCACAGGCACUCUCAUCCAAAAAAAACAAAGGCUGCAUUACCCAUAACCUCAUCUACCUUCCUCUGUUGUCUCAGUCUCUAACAGCUGUGGCAGAUGGGCUUUGGAAUUGCCAGUCUGCUGUAAGAAAAGCUGUUUUUUUUUAUCUCUGUGUAUGCUUUCUUUCACACUUCAUGAGAAACUGCCAGGGGUGGUGGUACAGGUCUGCUGUUGUCUUGGGAGAUGAUGCUUCACACCUCUCUCCCUGUCUCAUCUCAUCCUCAGAAUUCCAUGCAGCUAGUUACCUCCUCAAUCAAACUUCUGAUCAUGGUCAUCUGCCCCCAUCCUAGUCCCCUAGGAGACUUUCUUGAAGAAAUGGACAUGCUCCUGAAACCUUUCCAUACCCACAGCUGCAUUUAUUCUCCUUGACAUUAAGCAUUAACCUCCAACACACUAGGGAAUGCCAUAUGCCAUAAAUGUAAUGCUGGACACUCAAUGACUGAAAGCUUUGCUUAUGUAGCAGCAGAUGGGAGGGGCUACCAGGAUGGAGGAGAAGAAAUUUCCAAGAUGACCGUCAACACUCAGAUGGAAAGGACAUCUUACAAAUCCAUUUGAGAGGACGCUACCUUUAUUAACUUUACAUACUUUGUGGUACAGGGCAUAGUGUGUAGUAUGUCAUUUGGGACACGACUACAUCAUAAAACUUUCAGUGCUGCAACUAUUCAACAUGAAGUACUUUAUGAUUAAAUGAAGAAAUGAAUCAGAACGUGUUGUGCACUAUCCAGUACUGUUAAUGGGAAGUACUCGUGAAAAUUGAGGUAUACCGCCUAUUAUAUAUGGCACCGUUAUCGUAAUAAAACACUGUGUAUAUAUUCAAGACUCACAUUUGUAAUGCAAUAAAAGCACUUUAAGACGUU